Beta vulgaris subsp. vulgaris (sugar beet) is the source of this 1059-nucleotide messenger RNA. RefSeq lists its product as hypothetical. Bases 241 to 933 code for a protein of 230 amino acids. NCBI's taxonomy places the organism in Eukaryota, Viridiplantae, Streptophyta, Magnoliopsida, Caryophyllales, Amaranthaceae. The record is from RefSeq and is a predicted model, not a curated record. The transcript is spliced from 3 exons.
UUUUCUGUUUUUACUGCAACUUUAAGCCAAUAAACAUAAAUUCAUACUUAAGUUAUAAUCAUGCAAUCAAAAACCAUGAAAUGGGUUUAAAGCAGAUGAACAAAUUACAUUAAAAUGUCGAUACAGUGAGCAUCGAGCAACACUUUACACUUUAAAGAUAGAGAGAGAUUUUGGGUGUGAAAAGAAAGUUUGAAACUUUUCAAUUUUUUAGGGCAAGAAUUUUGUUGGGUGAUCUUAAAAAUGAUAAUGGAAGGCAUAGGAGCUGAAGAUUUAUCAACAAUUGGAGGGAUCGCCACUGUUUCUCUUCUUCAUUCCUUCAUUCCAACUCAUUGGUUACCCUUUUCCAUUGUUGGUCGUGCCCAAAAGUGGACUCUUUCUCGUACCCUUUUAGUUACUGUCUUUGGAGCAUGUUUGCAUGUGAUAUCUACUGCACUUCUUGGCAUAACAGCUGUAACCAUGGCAAAUACCAUUGCCGGGGAAGAAACUGUGCAUAAGCUUGCUUCUCUGCUACUUGUGUUUCUUGGUGGAAGUUAUAUCUUGUUAUUUCUAUGUGGAAAGGGUGGUCAUAGCCAUUCUCACCAUCAACCCAUGGAGAAAAUGGCUGUCGCUGGACUAGUCCUAGUACCCGCACUAUCACCUUGUGCAACGACACUUCCAGUGUUUCUGGCUGUCGGCAAUUCAUCCUCGAUGAUGGUCCUGGCCAUCAUAGUGUUGUUAUUCAGCACUAUUACCGUGAUGACAUCUUUGGUAGCUCUAUCCUUCUACGGUGCAAGUCAGCUGAAGUUUCACUGGGUGGAGCGAUAUGACAAGCUUCUUGUUGGUUCUGUUCUCUGUGUGGUAGGAUUCUUAACGCUCAUUUUCCAUGAUCAUGGUCAUCACCAUGAUCAUGAUGGGGCCGCCGAGCAACUGUCCAGAAAGAUCCUUCAUCUUUAAUUUUUUUGGUACUGUGAAACUUUGUGUGUAUUUGUUCGUAAAAUUCACGAACUAUAUAUUGUUCGGACUAGAAGAAUCACAUGGUUUAUAUAAGUGAUGGUAUAUCAAGGUAUCCUCUUCCUUUUC